AUGUCCAGGGCAAACCUCGCGGCCUACCUGGCGAAGAACUACCUUACCGCCUCUGCUGCCUCUGACUCCCAACAAUAUACAUCUACCGGUGACUUCCAAGACUCGACACGGCCGAAGAAAAAGCGGCGGAAGAACAAAGAUCCCGACGCAAGCGGUGGACUGAUUGUCGCGGACGACGAUGACGAACUGUCCCUACGGGGAAGCUCGGUGCGAAGGAGAAACGACGAAGACGGUGAUGGUCUUGACGUGCCUACGUUCGAAACGGGCGUGAAAUCGGCCGAGUUCAGGAAGAAAAAAGGCGGAUCUGGAUGGAAGGUCAUUUCAAAUGCUAGAUCUACAUCCACAGGUCGAGAGACCUCAAACACCGAAGAAGGAGCAAAAAAUACUACUUCUGGCGAAGACGAUGCAGAGGCAGAAGCAGAAGCGGACCGUGUCCUCGCGGAAGCCGAACAGGAAGCCCGUCUCCGCCGUCGCCAGCUGGAAGACGAAGACGCCCCUGCUAUCAUCGAUAUUGCGCCCGAGGAGGCCGGCGGCAGUCCGCGCAUGCAAUCUGGCGCUCGAGCAGGCCUACAAACGGCGGCCGACACGGCAGCUCUGAUCGAACGAGAACAGCGUGAACGCGAUCUCGAGACGCGGCGGGAGCGAAAACAAAAAUCCAAAUCGAAAGAGACUCCACAUGAAGAAGAAACAAUCUAUCGCGACGCCACCGGUCGACGAAUCGACAUCUCAAUGAAACGCGCCGAAGCCCGCGCCGCAGCUGCCGAGGCAGAGCGCACGGAACGUCAGGCCCGCGAGGAGGCCAUGGGCGAUGUCCAGCGGCGCGAAAGAGAAGCCCGCAAACAGCAGUUGGAAGACGCCAGGUUCCUUACACUCGCGCGCGGCGUGGAUGAUGAAGAAAUGAAUGAAGAACUUCGCGGGCGCAUGCGCUGGGAUGAUCCGAUGGCCGCGUAUAUGGCGCAGAAGAAAACAGAAGCAGCCGAGUCUGUCGCCAUGACUCCCGCCAGCAGAAGCAAACAUGGAGCUCAGAACCCAUCUGCUGCGAAGAAGUCAAAGGUAUAUAAAGGGCCCGCACCGCCGAAUAGGUACGGUAUACUGCCUGGGUGGCGGUGGGACGGUGUCGAUCGAGGGAACGGAUUCGAGAAAGAGUGGUUCCAGGCUCGUGCGCGAAGGGGUCGCAAUGAGGAAAUGGAGUAUCAGUGGCAAAUGGAUGAAUGA
Molecule: messenger RNA, 1215 nt
Organism: Rhinocladiella mackenziei CBS 650.93
Lineage: Eukaryota; Fungi; Ascomycota; Eurotiomycetes; Chaetothyriales; Herpotrichiellaceae
Exons: 1
Coding region: 1-1215 (404 amino acids)
Biological process (GO): mRNA splicing, via spliceosome
Cellular component (GO): RES complex; U2-type spliceosomal complex
Molecular function (GO): RNA binding
Source: RefSeq, a predicted model, not a curated record